AUGUCAAGCCGCUAUGAUUCAAGGACAACAAUCUUCUCGCCGGAAGGACGACUUUAUCAAGUAGAAUAUGCCCUCGAAGCUAUCAACAAUGCCGGGACAGCCAUCGGGAUACUUGCGACGGAUGGCAUAGUGUUGGCAGCCGAGCGGAAAGUCACAAGCAAGCUCUUAGAGCAAGAUACUUCAGCUGAAAAGCUGUACAUACUGAAUGAUAAUAUGAUCUGUGCCGUCGCUGGCAUGACCUCUGAUGCGAACAUCCUCAUCAAUUACGCCCGGCAAGCGGCGCAACGAUAUCUCCUGACAUACAACGAAGACAUACCGUGUGAGCAGCUCGUCAGAAGGCUGUGUGACCUCAAACAAGGCUACACGCAGCAUGGAGGUCUCCGGCCAUUCGGUGUAUCCUUCGUCUACGCCGGCUGGGACCCCCUGCAUCAAUUUCAACUGUAUCAAAGCAACCCAAGUGGGAAUUACGGUGGUUGGAAGGCCACAAGCGUGGGAGCCAACAAUGCAAGUGCCCAGACGCUUUUAAAGCAAGAUUACAAGGAUGAGUGCAACUUGAAAGAGGCUUGCGAGCUCGCAGUCAAAGUACUCAGCAAGACAAUGGACUCAACAAAAUUGAGCAGUGAGAAAAUUGAAUUUGCGACAGUUGGGAAGACAAAAUCAGGCAAGGUGUAUCACCAUUUAUGGGCGGCAGACGAGAUUGAUGCUUUGCUGAAAGAGCACGGAAUUGGAAAGCAGGAGGAAGCAGACGACGGAUAA
Bacidia gigantensis is the source of this 756-nucleotide messenger RNA. RefSeq lists its product as uncharacterized. The coding region runs from base 1 to 756 and encodes 251 amino acids. The transcript is spliced from 4 exons. Gene Ontology annotation, biological process: ubiquitin-dependent protein catabolic process. Gene Ontology annotation, cellular component: cytosol; nucleus; proteasome core complex. The record is from RefSeq and is a predicted model, not a curated record. Lineage: Eukaryota; Fungi; Ascomycota; Lecanoromycetes; Lecanorales; Ramalinaceae.